AUGGCCGAAGAUAUCACAUCGUGGAUAUCCAGUUCCAUAGUCCAACAUGACCGGGAGAACGGGGCCAAUCACAAAAUACCCAUGAGAGGGAGGUACGCUCAAGUGAUUAAGUUCUCAUCCUACCGAGACCGAUUCGAUCCCCAUGCGGAGAUUCGAGGUGUCAUUUCAGACAAGACUCAUUGGAUUAGGGUCAAAUUCGAUGUGGAAGCUACAGACGAGUUUGAAGAACCUGAAGCCUCACUUCCCUCCGAAUCAUUGACAUCCAACCUCCGAGCCAUCUUCCUAAUCGAAUCAUUCCGUAUUCACCUCUUGCCUCCUCUCAACACUUCCCGUCGCAAGUCUCAUAACCUCAAUACACCCACAGUGUCAGUCUCAGGGGACUUACCCGAGGUCAUGCUGGAAAUACUCAAAUGGAAAGUUGUCACUGGGGAUAAGGACGAUCCACAGUAUUACGCUGGUACGCCUGAGGUAUCAAAGGGGAACCAGGAUGUGGACGUGAAAGUUCAGAGGGUUCUGAGGAAAUGGUGGUUUGGCGAAACCAACUCAAGUCAAUCCCAUGCCCCAUCAACUAGCCAACAUCCACUUCAUACUGAAACACCAUCGCGGUACAAUCCUAUCCAGCCAGGUUCAGUCAAACCCCACAUCUCAUCCCCUUUGGUAGGAUACCAUUCUUCUCCAGCUAUAAUAUCCACCUCAGACUCCUCAUCGUCAAAUAGUGCGCAAGAUUAUCACCCUGUAAGCGAAUCGCAACAGCAAAAGCUGUCAAAAAGAGGGGAUAUCAUGCUACUGAAUUUCCUUCAGCCAUAUCUCAAUGGUCCAGGGGGAAAGAAAAAAGUCAUUCCGGAGUGGUUGUUUGACAAAUCGGAUGAGACUAAGGGGAUGUUAGAUGAUAUAAGGAUGUUUGGCUUGGACCUCGAUAUAGGCAAUGAAAAGGAUACAACUCAUGCAGAUAACAAUCUGAACCUGGCGGGAGAUAAUGGGCAAGAGGGUGUUGUGACUCAAUCGGAAAAUGCCAAAGUUAAAGGGAAAGGCGAAGCAAGAGAAGAUUUCUCAUUGGUGCAAUCACCAACAAUAAUGAAAGAUCCAUAUGGACCGCAAAACGGAGAUCGAGAGACAAAAGGCAAACAAGAGAUGGUCAUGCCAAUUCAGCAAGGUCGAUCAACACCGAUCAUUCGAACGAUCAGAGUUCAAGCCGACCGUAAAGAUAUUGGUAAUGAAAUGGAUGGAGAUCAUAUGGAUUCUACCAUAUUUCGAGAUUCACCUUCACCGAGAAAGUCUCGACAAAACCCAUUGCCUCUUGUCCCCAAACGACCUAAUUCGCCUACCCACGAAACAGAAGAAGAGAGUGAUGAAGAUAUACUUUUCAAACCCCGAGAAGAAUCACGGAGCAGGAAGAGAGAAAGAGAGAUGUUCGAUCCGCUGGCUAUGCCUUCUUCGUCGCCUGCUCAAGAGGAUGUACAGAUGGAUGAUCAGGAUGACGAUGAAGGCCAGGAAGUUGAUCAGUUGGGAGAGGAGGGGAGUGGAUCUCGAGGUGAUGAAGGCGAGGAAGAUGAAGAUGGUCUUUCGGACUAUGAGCGGGAAACGAAACGUAAAGCUAGACUGGAUAGGAAUAGAUUGAAAACUGAAGAUCGUACAACGAUAUCAGAUGAGAAACAGCGGAGAUCCGGAGAUUCUUCUAAAUAUCAGAAACACCAUAAUUUGGCCCAAUCUCAUCAAGCUGAAGCGAUGACCCAAAAAGUGGACAGCUAUUCGUCCAACCCUGAUACACCUAACAAAGGCCGACAGUCAUCGAUAGGUGUUCAGACCAUCAAUGAAGAUCAGAUCGAUAUCGCUGAAAGCAGUAAUGAUAUUCAACAGAAAGCGAUUUCACCACUCAACUCGCAGAAAUCUCAGAACGGUGGGGCUAGUCAAUCUGCCAAUUCAGAUACAUCGCAGACAAAUUCAGCUCCAGACUCAUCAGCCAAUGCUCAGGCUCAGCCCGAUUCGAAGGACUCCCAUAUAUGUCAGAGCCAGAAAAGGAAAAUCUCCGAGAUAUUGGUUGACGACAGUGAUCAGAGCUUGUCACAGCACAAAGAGCAGAAUGCUGAGGUAUCUAAUACGAGCGGUUCCAAUAACACUCAAGAUAACUCAUCCCAAGCGCGAGUGGCAUCGCAAGGUGCUAUUCACAUGCCAACAGAGACUCAACAUGUAGACCACGUUGAUAAUCCUGAUUUGAAUCAGGCUAAACCGGUCACUUCUUUUCAAAAUCUAACGAACGAUCAUGAAUCCCCGCUUUCAGCGAAGGAACCUCAUCCGAAUGAGAAACAACAAUCAUCACCUGUUCUUCACAGCAACACCAGUCCUCGGCAAAAUCCCAUAUCCUCUAUUUCUACUCGGUCGGCUCACAUAUCACCCUCGCAUCGUAUCUUGUCAGAUAUACCAGAAUCAUACAUCAAGAAACCCAAAAUCGAGCAUCUAACGCCUGUUCAAAGUCAGACUACGCCAAUCUCCCGAACGCAAUCAACGGGAAAGGGAUCAAGGAAGAGUUUUCUGGAAAGUAUCAGAUUCUUUCCUUCUUCUUCUUCAUCGCGAGUGCGAAAAACAGAAAAGGACGAAGAUGACGAAAGUCCGUUGAAGAAGAGGAUGAAGGCUGAUAGUGACUUUAACGAGGGGAUAUUGGGUAGGUUGGGAAGAUGGGCUAAGAGGGGAAGCUCUUUGAAUCGGGCAAAUGAUGAUGUACUUGAGGAUUCAAAGGUGAAGCCAAAGAAUGAUCAGAUUGACCAAGAGGCACGCAGUGUUGGUGAUGAUGAUGAAGAUGUUGGAGAUGAAGAUGGAGAUGGAUUGGACGAUGGAUUGGAAAAAAGGCAGGAUUUACAGCUGAAUGAUGAAGUUGAGGUAAUAGUUAUUGACGAUGAGGAGGAGGUAGAGGUCAUCGAGGAAGGAGCGAAGGACCCUUUGAAGAUCAAAGAGGAAGAAAAUGAUAUGAUCAUCAAUGGAGAUUCCAGGGGAAGUCAUGCUCAGAUAGGUAUUCAGUAUGUCGAUGAAAAGUCAAGGGUCCAUAAUGGGAAUCGAGAAAAUAUACAAAGACAACCCGAAGAUAUACAAUCGAGAUCAAUUCGUCAAGACAAAUAUGAAGAUGAAGAUGAAGAUGAUGACGACGAAGGAGUAAAACCGGCACAACAUGCUAUGAAUGAUAUCGACCCAUCGAAUCGAGUGGUACAAACUCGUCCCCAAGAGAAAACUCGAGAAGAUCAAGUAGAACGGAAACGUGAUCCCACACCUAUCAGAGCGGAAAGGCAGAAUAUAUUGGAUGGAAAUUUCGAAUUGAACGUCGUCGUUAACGAUGGACUGAGAGAUUGGGAAGUAAGGAAGAUGAUGAAUAACAUCGUGAAUGCAAGGAAUAGGAAAUCAAGCAAAGGGAAAUGA
Kwoniella botswanensis is the source of this 3405-nucleotide messenger RNA. RefSeq lists its product as uncharacterized. Gene Ontology annotation, cellular component: chromosome, telomeric region; telomerase holoenzyme complex. The record is from RefSeq and is a predicted model, not a curated record. The coding region runs from base 1 to 3405 and encodes 1134 amino acids. Gene Ontology annotation, molecular function: telomeric repeat DNA binding. Lineage: Eukaryota; Fungi; Basidiomycota; Tremellomycetes; Tremellales; Cryptococcaceae. Gene Ontology annotation, biological process: telomere maintenance via telomerase. The transcript is spliced from 4 exons.